AUGCAGACCUGGAGGAGAUAUCAAGAAUGGCGCAUUUUCUUUCUGAUCAUCCUGGCGAAUGGUGCACUGUGCGAUGUUCCAUGUGGAAAAAGCAACAUCACCCUCAGCAACUCAACGCAGACUUCAGAAACACUGACUUUGCCUUAUUACCCAAUCAACUAUCCCGACACUGCCCGGUGCAUUUGGUUCAUCACAGUUGAUGAAGGCUCCAAGAUAGCCUUCCGUUUCUCCGUGUUCAAUACGUUCCGAACACGGUACAUGUUGACCAUUGGCAACGGCCACGAGUCCUCCGAUAGUGACUCUGUUAUUGGUCGUUUUAGAGGUUUCCUGAAGAGUCUAGCCGUCGUUUCCAAUAACCACACGGCAUGGAUGGAGCUUACCCACGUAUUUGUUCUAACCAUGAUCGAAUUCGAGGUAAAGAUCACACAAGAAAGUUCUGAAGGUUCUUGUGGACAGGAUGAAUUUGCAUGCCAGGAUGUAUCCUCUGGCUUGAUUUGUUUGGCACUUGACGACACCUGUGAUGGUGAUUACUAUGCACAUUGUCCAGAUAGAUCAGAUGAAUCUAACUGCCCUCCAUGCGGAAAAAGCAACAUCACUCUCAGCAACUCAACACAGACUUCAGAAACACUGACUUCGCCUCAUUACCUAAACAACUUCCCCAUCAAUGCCUGGUGCAUUUGGUACAUCACAGUUGAUGAAGGCUCCACGAUAGCCUUCCGUUUCUCCGUGUUCAAUACGCAGCGAGGACGGGACACGUUGACCAUUGGCAACGGCCACGAGUCCUCCGAUAGUGACUCUGCUAUUGGUCGUUUUAGUGGUUUCCUGACGAGUCUAGCCGUCGUUUCCAAUAACCACACGGCAUGGAUGAAGUUUACCCGCGCUUUUGUUCGAAAAAAGAUCGAAUUCGAGGUAAAGAUCACACAAGAAAGUUCUGAAGUUCUAUGUGGAAAAAGCAACAUCACUCUCAGCAACUCAACUUCAGAAACACUGACUUCGCCUUAUUACCCAAACAACUAUCCCAUCAAUGCCCGGUGCAUUUGGUACAUCACAGUUGAUGAAGGCUCCAAGAUAGCCUUCCGUUUCUCCGAGUUCAAUACGUUCCGAACAAGGGACACGUUGACCAUUGGCAACGGCCACGAGUCCUCCGAUAGUGACUCUGUUAUUGGUCUUUUUAGCGGUUCCCUGACGAGUCUAGCCGUCGUUUCCAAUAACCACACGGCAUGGAUGGAGUUUACUAGCGAUUUUUUGGUAACCAAGAUCGGAUUCCAGGUAGCGAUUACUCAAGAAAGCUAUGAAGGUAAGUAG
Messenger RNA from Patiria miniata (bat star), 1305 nucleotides. Its product is annotated as tolloid-like protein 2. NCBI's taxonomy places the organism in Eukaryota, Metazoa, Echinodermata, Asteroidea, Valvatida, Asterinidae. The coding region runs from base 1 to 1305 and encodes 434 amino acids. Gene Ontology annotation, molecular function: protein binding. The record is from RefSeq and is a predicted model, not a curated record. The transcript has 5 exons.